Cuscuta campestris is the source of this 987-nucleotide messenger RNA. The record is from the annotation of a GenBank genome assembly. NCBI's taxonomy places the organism in Eukaryota, Viridiplantae, Streptophyta, Magnoliopsida, Solanales, Convolvulaceae.
AUAAAUUUCUGGGAGAUCAAAAUUUACCCACCAACACAGGGAGACCAAAAUGGUUUUGCAUAAUAAAGGAAGGCUGUGAUUAGAAAGAGAGAGGAUUGAGUGUGGAAAAUUCCUUACUGUGCCAUAACAGGGAAAGAGUCUCCAAAUGAAAAGCAGACGAAACUUUGAUUCGUGGUAAAUUUGGAGUCUCUCACAAACCACAAUCGUAGUUGCCUUGUCUCUCCUGACCAAAAAUGGCGAUUUCAGCAAAGGCAGCAUUUCUUUGUUCCUUCAAUAACACCAGAGAUCUUUCAGUCGCUACGCCGUUAACUUCUACCUCCCCGUCGUCCUUCCAACUCCUCAAAGCACUUCGCUCUGUGCGGAUUGGAUUUCACCCUUUCGAUUCUAAGUCACGACGGCGUCGACCACUUGCUCCGGUUGAGGCAAAGAAGCAGACCUUCUCUUCCCUUGAUGAUCUACUGGAAGACAGUGACAAAGCUGUUUUGGUCGACUUUUACGCGACUUGGUGUGGUCCUUGCCAGUUCAUGGUUCCUAUCCUCGACGAAGUAGGUAAUGCAAUGAAGGAUAAAAUUCGCGUGGUGAAAAUUGACACUGAAAAGUAUCCUAGCAUUGCAGACAAGUACAGAAUCCAGGCACUCCCAACAUUCAUUCUUUUCAAGGAUCGGAAACCCUGUCAUCGAUUUGAGGGUGCACUAUCAGUUGAGAAUUUAAUCAAGCUUAUUGAGGGCGCGCUCAAGGAUGCAUAGUAGUUUCACUCCGUAUCUCUUGUGUCCCCUGUGCAAAAGGUUUAGUUUCCUUCCCGAGUCUGAGCAUACAUUUAUAAAACCACGGGGUUGGAAAAGAUAUAAGUAUAUUUGUUGUAUGGAGAAAAGCCUUCUCCAUGCUUGUAUUUUUUGACAUGAUAUUCAUUUGUCCAAGCUAAUCGCAUUGUUUUGGACCGUUGGUGCUGAAUCCUUUGUUAUAUUAGGCUCUCAUCUUAUGUGUUUA